Messenger RNA from Polypterus senegalus (gray bichir), 3825 nucleotides. Its product is annotated as serine/threonine-protein kinase WNK4-like. Lineage: Eukaryota; Metazoa; Chordata; Cladistia; Polypteriformes; Polypteridae. The annotation marks the transcript as partial. Gene Ontology annotation, molecular function: potassium channel inhibitor activity; protein serine/threonine kinase activity; chloride channel inhibitor activity. Gene Ontology annotation, cellular component: cytoplasm; cytosol. Gene Ontology annotation, biological process: protein phosphorylation; positive regulation of sodium ion transmembrane transporter activity; renal sodium ion absorption. The record is from RefSeq and is a predicted model, not a curated record. The transcript has 11 exons.
AGUAACUGGCUGCCUUAUACUGGCCUCUUGUCUUUAUUUGUGUGUCUCUCUUCCUCCUACAGUUAUGCCUCUGAUGUGACAUCGGGGAUGAGUGAUGGCUAUGAGGGGUUGUCAGCGUCCGAGAGAAGCAUAAAGUCCCCAGUGAAGCGCACCUCUGGGAAACUCCUUCGCCGGAAAAACCGCUCUAGACUGCGCAUCCUCAGCCUGUCUGACAAGACAGACCGAGUGGUUGAGUGUCAGCUGCAGACGCACAACAACAAAAUGGUGACCUUCAAAUUCGAUCUGGAUGGAGACAGUCCUGAAGACAUUGCAGCAGUAAUGGUUGCCAGUGACUUCAUUCUACCUGCGGAGAAAGACAGCUUCCUCCUUCGAAUCCGAGAGAUCAUCAGUCGGGCGGAGAGCUUGAUGAAGAAGGAGAGCGAGGAUGGACAUGAACAGAGGGUGCCCACCACCAGUGGACCUGCUGUAUUCUCUGCCUCUCAGCCCAACUUGCAUAUGCCAGAAUUGUUACGUUCCUGGUCUUCAUCAUCCUUACCAGAUUUUAUGUCGGCUCCGGCUGUGUCGCCUCCCAGCAGAUCUUCUCUGGACAGCCCAAUGUCUGAAGGGUGCUUCUACAUUGGUGCAGACGUUACCUCACCCGGCCAGCCAGCGAGGCCCCCUUCAACCGCCUCUACUCCAGCAUCUCCAAAUGUCUUCAACCAGGCAGCUGUACCCUCUCCGGCAGGGAUGGCUUCCCCUUCAGCGUCUGUCACGCCACUCAGCCCCCAGCAGAAUGUCCCUACCUACACCCCAGCACAAUAUGUCCCAGAAGAACUCAUGUCCCCUUAUUCGGUGAACUUAGGCCCUCCGCUGUACACUCACCCCUCGCACCACCUCACCCAGUUGGCAGGCAGCCACUUAUCAUCCCCACCAUCUCCUGUACCACCCAGACAGCCCAAUCUCAUCCACACAGCAUAUCAGGAGGGGUUUGUGGGCCAGCACCAGGACCCUGCCGCCCCGGUGGCCGUUCCUCUGGUCACACAGGCUCAGCAGCAACCUCUUAACAUGUGGCCCUCGCCUGCCCAGCCCGUCUUUUCGCUGGCAAAUGUCCUGUCCCUGGCAAUGAGCGUAGCACAGUCCUUCCUACCUUCUGCUGGUCCAGCUGCCAGCACGCUAGCCCAUGGGCUACCACAAGGGGGCAGCUAUGUCCAGCCACUGCCAGUUCACAUUGCUGCCCAGCCACCCUACCAUCCGGUGUACCUUCAGAUGCCCAUCUUUCACGGGACGCAACAUCCUGCCUACAGUGCCACCGUCCAGCCCCAUCAGCCUGCCUCUUUGGAUCAUCACAGACCUCCUGUCAUGUCCAGUACUGUGGGGUCCACUGAGGUUCUGCGCCCAGGUCCCCCGACGGUCUCUCCUGCAGGGCUACUGCCAUCUUACUUUCAACAUUCUUCUUCUGCCGUCCCGGUGCCCGCGGCUACUCAGCUCGUCAGCAGUUCCCCUGUCCUGCCAGCUAGCCCAGCAAGCUCUGUGCCCCUCGUUUCCUUGGAUGGAUCCUCAACUCCACAGCCACAGUCCUCGCCGGUAAUGAUGACAGCAGGGGGCGCCAUCAGCUUGGUGUCAUCGAGCCCAAAGUCCGCAGCUGAUCUGGAGUCUCUGGGGACGAGUCCUAGCAAAGCCAGGCUGUCACCCAUCCACGAAGAACUCAAGCCAACGGUCGUUGGGAGAUUCCAGGUGACCCCAAGCAAGGAUCACACGGCAGCUACCGCCUCCAAAAGCAGUCCUGGCAAAGAAAGCGAAACAGAGAGCAGCACAGAAGAUCAGGAGGACUCGGAGGGGACAUCUGUCAUCAUGCUCCCCACAUUGUCGUCAGCGGCUGAUGGCGAUGUAGGCAGUGACCAGCAUAGCUCCAGCCAUGGCCCUGAACAGGUGGAAGAGGAAAGAGAAAAUAAGAGUGAAGAAGAGGAGGAGGAGGAAGAGCAGCAGCAUCCGUCACAAUGUGAGCAGCUGGACACCUCCAAUGAGACGGAGAGCAAAGCCUUAGACAGGGGUGGUGGGAGCACCCAUCACUCCAUGCCUCUGAAUGUCUGGCUGCACUACUCCUACAACACCUCGUACUUCAGCAGUGACGAGACAGAAAGUGAGGAAGACAACGACAUCUGGGAGGAACUGCAGACCCUGCAAGAGAAGCACAUGAAUGAGGUGCAGAACCUUCAAGCUUUGCAGAAAAGGGAAAUUGAGGAGCUUUAUGAGAAGAUGGGCAAGGUGCCACCGCCAGGAAUCAUGUCGCCAGCCGCCAUGCUGUCGAAUCGCCAAAGACGUCUCUCUAAAGGGGGUGCCUACCCCUCCUCGCGGCGCAACAGCCUGCAGCGUCUGGAGAGUCUGCCCCCAGCGGGGAUAAUGAGGAGGAACUCGCUGACGGGGAGCAUCAACGGAUCACAGGAGCGAACAUACAAGGGCAUCCAGUUCAGCGGGGACUGCGGCAGGGUGACGGUGAUGGAUGGAGAAGCCUUCUAGACUACCUCAGCUGAUCCAGACACACCAGAGGACUGGCCAAGCACUGAUGGACAACGAGCACACGUGCUUUCAUGUCCUUCCACCCUAUUGUCUACUCACGAAAAAAAAAAAGAAAAAAACGGGUGGCAAGGCCAAAGACUCAAGUGAAAGUGAGGACACGGUGUCCUUCGGCCCCUCCCCGGGUCAAUGGGAGUUCUUUACGCGAAGCAUGAUGGCACUCCACGGGCAGUCGAAGAAAGGAAGACAAGCCGAGUUGACCCUCACCUUUAACGACUACGAUUGUGCUGAUCUGCUGCUAGCCCCUCCACCCUGUCCUCUACCCAAAAACAAGACUUGCUAAAGGUGGUCCUUUCUAGGAAAACAACCAAAGUAAGGAGACUUUAAACAGCUGCAAGUGAAAUGGCGCCCCCAGUGGACACAGGGUUAAGUACACCCUGUGACGUCUCCAGCAGACACUUUUAUUAUGGGUUAGCGGGUUGCAUGGUUAUGGAAUUGCCUCAUUUUGACUCAUUCUGCCCCUAGUGGAUACAUAGGGUAUAGCGCAGCGGAUCCCUCUGUUGCCCCAGGAAGGAGGUUCUCACUGCAGCAAUGCGGAAAUGCGGUCUGCCUAAACAAGGACAGCGUUAAGCAUUUAACUCCACCUGUAAUUCACUGAGGUCCCCCUGAGCUCCAUGGUAGACCGGAAAGACAUGACCUGCACAGAAACACUUUUGUAAACUUGGAUCACUCGACAAUCGUCAUUAUUUGAGUCGGAUAACCCCCCUACAAACUGACUCAUAAAAACGAUAGUGUUACCUGUUGCUGUAACCUGACUACUGUCACUACCAGCGUGCAGAAUUGGGGGUGGGGCCUGUGGAUUGUGGGCGGAGCUCAACAUGUAACUCAACCCAUGUCUAGCCACGCCCCAUUCCACAAGCUGCACCAGGGGGUUGCUUGAGCCCCAGUAGAUGUUCAGGGUUAACCACAUUGACUAACUCUGCCUCAGUGGAUCAACAGCAAACCACUCGGCAACUACAGAGUUUAUCACAUUGACUCACUCUAGGCCCCCUAGUGGACGUGUAGGUUUAGCUCACCACAUUGUGCUGCCCCUAGUGGAUAUUCUGGGUUCAGCACACCAGCUUACUCUUUAACUAGUGGACAAAUAGGGUAUAUCACACUGACACACUCUAGGCUCUGCCCCAGUGGAUAUAUAGUGUUUAGCACACCAAUCACUCUGUGACUAGUGGGGAUAUGGAGUUUAUGAAUUGGACUCACUUUAGGCUACUGGUUUAUCACAUUGACUCACUCCAGGCCCCAGUAGAUAUACAGCACUGAACACACCAAAUCACU